This is a messenger RNA of Metarhizium brunneum ARSEF 3297, 1572 nucleotides long. NCBI's taxonomy places the organism in Eukaryota, Fungi, Ascomycota, Sordariomycetes, Hypocreales, Clavicipitaceae. The record is from RefSeq and is a predicted model, not a curated record.
AUGCCUGGACAGUCAAGAAAGGUGGUUUGCGUUGUGCAGGCCUGCAUAAGCUCCGGUGGCAACAUACGCUGUUCACCAAGGAGCACUCAUGUGCGUUGUCUUUCAACCACAGCUCCCCAUCAGACAUCUCGACGGACGCCAGACUUCAACUCCGGGUUCACAGGCAGCUAUGACCCCACGGCUGAGCUGGGCCGUGGCCCUAUGUUUAAUAAAGCCAACUUUGGAGUCCCCCAAUUUUACCCUCGGGAUCUGAAGAGACGAGUCGAUGAGAACCCCAAGAUUAAUAAUACCUUUCUUGUAGAUGAAUUUCCUGGGCACAAUGAGUCGGUCAGACAGUUGCACGACGCAACAGAGUUUGAGGAAAACCCUCUUGAUCAUUUAUAUGUCCCAGAAGACCCGUCAGCGCCGGAGCAUGUCAAGAUUGAUAAAAGUAACUUGCUGUUGAUUGGGCCAACAGGUGUUGGCAAGACUUACAUCCUAGAAACGUUGAGCAAACAAAUUCAUGUCCCCUUUUCGAUAUGUGACUGCAAUUCCCUCACUCAGGCCGGCUACAUUGGCCAGGAUGUGGAAACUUGCAUUGAGCGGCUACUCAUUGAGGCCAACUACGAUAUUAAAGCUACGGAAUACGGAAUUGUGGUGCUAGAUGAGUUCGACAAGCUUGCCAGGAGAGAAUCCCCGACAGGGCGUGAUGUUGGUGGAGAAGGUGUCCAACAAGCCUUGCUCAAGUUGGUCGAAGGGACCAAGAUUACCAUCAAUGUGAAGGAUAACCGAUCAUCACGAUCAACCCCGCCAAUCACCACAAACUAUAGCUCUGGUGGAUCGUCGUCGUCGGCACCGCAGGCCGUUCCCCCAGGGGGGAAAGUCGACCAGUACACAAUCGACACCAGCAACAUCUUAUUCGUAUUCUGCGGUGCGUUCGUCGGUCUGGAUAAAGCCGUGUUGCAGCGUGUAGCCAAGCCGUCAAUGGGCUUCGGUGGCGAGUUGAGAGGUCGGUCGACACUUUCUGGAAGCAAGCACAUCCUUCCUUCGAGCGUAUACGCUCAUAUUGCUCAUCAUGACGCGAUGCCAGAAGCUUCAUUUACGCCGCUAGAUCUUGCAACACCUGCAGAUCUGCAAAGCUUCGGGUUUAUCCCAGAACUAAUAGGCCGCCUACAUAACAUCUGUGCUCUAAGUCACUUGUCCACCAGCGACCUGCUCCGUGUACUCACAGAGCCCCGGAACAGUCUUGUUGCGCAAUACACGGCAUUAUUUGAGACGUACCCGUCGCGAUUACGCUUCACUGAAAAGGCAUUAUACGCCAUUGCAGAAAGGGCUGCAGCUAUUGGAACUGGUGCCAGGGGUCUGAAGAUGGAAAUGGAACGGAUUCUCGCUGAGCCGAUGUUUGAUGCCCCUAUGCCGUAUGUUCUUAUAACAGAGGACUGUGUUAAGGGAUCAGGUAAAGCAACAUACUGGGGUAAAGACGGGAGGUUCGAAAUAGACAGGCGGUUGGAAGAAGAGAGUAUGAGUCGUCAAGACACAAUACCUCAGGUGACCUUUGAGCGUAUGAGGGAGGCCGGGCAGAGUGGGGGAUAA